CAUACAAUAAUACGGAAGUAGUGGCUCAACACAGCACGACCCGUCGAUAUUUUUGUCUUAUACAUUGGCCCUUCAUCAUUAUUUAUAUCCUGAAUGUAUUAACAUGAGCACUGAAGACAAACCCACUAAAAAGGCCCUUUAAUGCAUCGUCUCAGUCCGCUGUAGUUGGAUGUGUUAUUGUUUGCAGCGUUCUUGUUUUGUCUCUGUGGUUUGUCAAAGGUGCUCUGUGGACAGGUACUCAGUCUCUGUGGACAGGUACUCAGUCUCUAUGGACAGGUACUCAGUCCAAAAAGUCAUCGGGGAAGGUUCGUUCGGUCGGGCUUUGUUAGUCCGCUGUGAAAGCAGUCAGGAUAAAUAUGUGGUCAAAGAAAUCCCGCUGCCAAAGAAUCGGUCCAAAUUGGAAAAUUCAAGGCGAGAAGCCGUGCUGCUGUCCAGAAUGAAACAUCCAAAUAUCGUGGCUUUCAGAGAAGCAUUGGAAGCCGAUGACCUCCUGUGGAUCGUUAUGGAGUACUGCAGUGGUGGAGACCUGCUCCAGAAGAUCCAGAGACAGAAAGCUACACAGUUCUGUGUUGAUGAUAUCCUGAGGUGGUUUGCUCAGAUGUGUUCUGCUGCACAGCACAUCCAUAACAAACGGGUUUUGCACAGAGAUCUGAAGUCAAAGAACAUUUUCCUGACAGAUAAUGAGACAAUCAAGCUCGGGGACUUUGGCUCGGCGUGUAUUCUGAACAGCUCAAAGGCCUACGCUCAAACAUAUGUUGGGACACCGUAUUAUGUGGCUCCAGAAAUCUGGGACAACAAGCCAUACAACAAUAAGAGUGAUGUGUGGUCUCUGGGCUGCGUCCUCUACGAGCUCUGCACCCUGCGACACCCGUUCCAGGCCUCCAGCUGGAAGAGUCUAAUUCUGAAGGUGUGUCGGGGUGCAUACCCUCCCCUCCCCAAGCACCUGCCCUAUGAGCUGCAGUAUUUGAUCAAACAGAUGUUCAAGACCAACCCAAAAGACCGGCCCUCCCUACACACCAUCCUCACCUCCCAUCGUGUUUCCAGACUGCUGCGCACACAUCUGCCCUCUCAGGCGAUAGAGACGGAGCGACAGGGGGGGCGUCCGGGUCGAUGGGAUAGGGAAGAGGGACAGAAGGUGGCUGAUCUUCUGGGAAAGAAAAGUUUAAUAAAAACUUCAACAUUUGAAGGCGUGGAGUCACCUGGAGCUCACUGUGAAAGCAGAGACCCGGGUCCUCGAAAGCAGUGGGCGGCUGAGCCUUCAGACACGGUGCUGAACAUGUUGGCCAAUGCCAGCCUCAUCUCUUCUGACAGCCUGGCAUCAGCCACUCAGUCCAGCACAGGUUCAUCAUUUUCACUUCCUAAUUUUUUGCAAAAAAAAAAAAACCAACACACAAGACGAUGGCAGACAGAUCCUCCUGAGAGACUCUUGAAUCUGUUGGAGAAAGCUCAGCUGAACAGAGCCUUCAGCACCUUUUUGAUAAACAAAGGAGGUGAGGACCUUCUGGUGGGGCCUCUCUCUCAGCCGCAGGGCGAUGACACCGAUGGUCUGGAGCCGGAGUUGGCAGUGGAUGACCGACUGCUUCCUCGAUCUGAUGAUGAGGACACAGACUUUGAGGACGACUCUCCACGUGACUGGAUUGAUGAAGUCGAGAAAAUGGUUUCAGAACACUAAAGACGCAUUUCUUCUGAGCGUACACAACCACAGGGUCGCUACUAUUUAUGUAACUGUAAUUAAAUAAAGCUGAUUUCACUUGACAAAUACAUUUCAUUGAUGAAUGAGAGGCCAAGUAUCUCUCUGAUAAAUGAGGACAACUUUUACUGUAGGUUUUAUACAACUUUACAAUUGGAGGACUCCAGCCUCCAUUUAUGGUGCACGCACACUAACCACUAGGCUACUGGUGCCCCCAGUUUGUUUUUUUUAUAUCAAAGGUUGUAUGGUCUGCACUGAUAUUUAUGAAGUUGUUGCUUUGCUUCAAUAAAACACUAACAUUUCAAA
Labrus bergylta (ballan wrasse) is the source of this 1996-nucleotide messenger RNA. The record is from RefSeq and is a predicted model, not a curated record. NCBI's taxonomy places the organism in Eukaryota, Metazoa, Chordata, Actinopteri, Labriformes, Labridae.